Microthlaspi erraticum is the source of this 879-nucleotide messenger RNA. NCBI's taxonomy places the organism in Eukaryota, Viridiplantae, Streptophyta, Magnoliopsida, Brassicales, Brassicaceae. The record is from the annotation of a GenBank genome assembly.
AUGGAGACUCUCCAAACAAAGUACCCUAACAGUGAGAAGCCUGUGGUUGAGAGACGUUUUGUGGAUCCUCCCAAAGACCCAGCUCUACAUUCAACAUGGAGCCACCGAUUUUGGGUUGCAGCGGGCUGCAUCACCGUGCUAGCCUCCUUUGCCAAAUCUAUCAUUGGAGGAUUUAAGUCUCAUCUCUGGCUCGAACCAGCUCUAGCCAGUUACGCAGGGUACAUCUUAGCUGAUCUAGGCGCUGGUGUGUACCACUGGGCCAUCGAUAACUAUGGUGAUGAGUCAACGCCUCUAUUUGGAACCCAAAUCGAAGCAUUUCAGGGUCAUCACAAGUGGCCUUGGAUAAUCGUAAGACAGCAGUUUGCCGUCAGACUAAACGUUCUGGCCCGAACCUUAACCUUUACAGUUCUCCCACUAGUUCUUGUGUUUAAUGAUCCUGUGGUCCAUGGAUUUGUGAGCUCAUUUGCGUUUUGCAUAUUGUUUAGCCAGCAAUUCCAUGCGUGGGCUCAUGAAACCAAGAGCAAGCUUCCACGUCUCGUGGUGGCGUUGCAGGACAUGGGGCUGAUCCUUUCACGGAGACAGCACGCGGAACAUCACCGAGCACAUAACAGCAGUUACUGCAUAAUGAGUGGUGUUUGGAACAAGGACAUGGGUCUGCUUGUUUCACGGACACAGCACGUGAAUCAUCAUCGAGCACCGUAUAACAACAAUUACUGCGUAGUGAGUGGCGUUUGGAACAAGGUUCUGGAUGAAAACAAGUUCUUUGAGGCAUUAGAGAUGGUGUUGUCUCUACAGCUCGGGGUUAGACCGAUAUCAUGGACCGGGCCAAAGUCCGAAUGGAGUGAAGAAACCGUCAUCUCCAACAACAAUCAAGCAUAA